AUGCUGGCGCCUUUUCGAAUGGCUACCCACGAGGAAAUACAUUCGACAUCUCUCCACACAACCACGAACCCUGACUCCGGCCCAACGACGUCGCAACAAGCUCCUCAUCCGCCUAGCCCCGUGGCCUCGUUGGUCUCCUUUGGACUCCUUUCCGCUGGCGGUGCUCCGGAGCUUGAGACGGUUCGAUACUACGAUUUGACCACGGUGCAAGGUACUGCUCGUGGGUGGGAACGCGAAGAGCGAAUUCUCCUAUGUGUACCACUUCGCGAUGCUGAAGCUCACUUGGGGAUGUUCUUUUCUCACAUGCGCAACUUGACAUAUCCUCACCAUCUGAUCGAUCUCGCCUUCCUCGUUUCCGAUUCAAAAGACAAUACCCUCAAAGUUCUUUCUGACAGUUUGGAAGCUAUUCAAGCGGACGAGGACCCCAAGCAGCCGUAUGGGGAGAUCUCCAUCAUCGAGAAGGACUUUGGCCAGAAGGUCAAUCAGGAUGUUGAAAGCCGUCAUGGAUUCGCAGCUCAGGCUAGUCGACGAAAGCUGAUGGCGCAGGCUCGCAACUGGCUCUUAAGUGCAGCUUUACGACCGUAUCACUCUUGGGUUUACUGGCGUGAUGUCGAUGUAGAAACGGCCCCAUUCACCAUCUUGGAGGAUCUUAUGCGACAUAACAAGGAUGUUAUUGUUCCCAACGUCUGGCGACCGUUACCCGACUGGCUAGGCGGCGAACAGCCUUAUGACUUGAACUCAUGGCAAGAAUCGGAAACGGCUUUGGCUCUCGCCGAUACUCUUGAUGAGGAUGCUGUCAUUGUUGAGGGUUAUGCUGAGUAUGCCACAUGGCGACCUCACCUGGCUUACCUCCGUGACCCUUUUGGCGAUCCUGAUAUGGAAAUGGAAAUUGACGGCGUCGGAGGUGUCAGUAUUCUGGCGAAGGCCAAGGUUUUCCGAUCUGGUGUUCACUUCCCAGCUUUCAGUUUCGAAAAACAUGCAGAGACAGAAGGUUUCGGCAAGAUGUCCAAAAGAAUGGGGUACUCGGUCAUUGGCCUACCGCAUUAUACCAUAUGGCAUUUGUAUGAGCCUAGCGUGGAUGACAUCCGUCACAUGGAGGAGAUGGAGCGAGAACGACUUGCUAGGGAGAAACAAGAGGAAGAAAAGAAGAAGAACCAACAAAAGAUUAAAGAAGAGUAUAGUGAUACCAGAAAUGAAUGGGAGAAGGAUAAGCAAGAGAUGCAAAACUUAGCAGCUCAACCGAAACCUGUUAAGGAUGCACCUAAAGCUCCCAGUCGGGAUGCUUUGGCCCAACCCCACAACGGACAACCUGGGUCUGGAGAGCAAGUCAAGGGGGGUCCCGGAAACGCAGUACAAGGCGAAAGUAAGCCACAAGUGGCCAAACAGGAGGGUAAAGUAGAAAAGGAGGAGGAAGACAAACCGGCUGACGGAGCUGCAAAAGUCGCGCCUAAGGAAGGGGCUGCGCAGAAGCCUGGUGAUGUCGCCGCAUAA
Messenger RNA from Fusarium sp. VM40, 1491 nucleotides. NCBI's taxonomy places the organism in Eukaryota, Fungi, Ascomycota, Sordariomycetes, Hypocreales, Nectriaceae. The record is from the annotation of a GenBank genome assembly.